UGAACACUAGUCGGUUUGCGAGCAGCGAGUCCGGUGCCUAGGGGGGCUAUACGAUCGGAGGCAAAGGCCGUAGCGGGUUUUCAGAAGUGGCUCCCCGUCUUCGAAGGACGUCGCUACGGAGCAGCAAGGUGGCUAGUCAGUCUGAAAGAGGCGCCGACUUACUGCCCAUAGUCGACCGCGAGUCCUCCAUUAUUUCCGUCAGCUGAAAAAUAUUAUACCUGCGCGGCGAACGUCAUCCCCUAAUCCGGGGUUGUCAUGAGACGAGAAUUCCUGAGGAGAUUCAUCGAUCGGAUACCGGAGUAAUAAAUUACCCGAGUCCCACACUCGUCAUUUCGCAAUAUAAUAAACACAAGUAAACCGACAUCGACACUUGCGCACCUGUACACACAAAAUCGAAUUGGAUAAUACAUAGCGUAAUACUCGUCACGUGUGAGGAGAUGCGCGUCAUUUUUCGUGCGUGGAAAAAUUGUUGAGAGUAAGACGCGGGGGAUCGGUUGGAUUUGUCAACGAACGAACGGGUGUUAAUCGUCGCGUUUGAAUCGCAGCGUUGAUAAAGUAUACCCGCGAAAAUCGGUGCGGAGGUCAUUAGACGGAGAGCGACGAAGAUGUGUGUGUGAAUAAUAAAGGUGAUUUCGUAUAUUUAUCCGACGAUCAACCCCGCAUCAUGCUCAAGGACGAUAACUAAUCGCUGGCGUAUUGAAUUUUUAACGACGCUAUAACUUGAGGUCGAUCUUUGUCAGCGUAUUUGCCGGUUACUGCGAACAAGAUGACGGAGGGUACGAGACUUCGAGUAGCACUUGUGGUAUUAUGCGACGCCUUGAUCUUGGCUACCGCAAGUCCCGUAUUCAUGCCACAAUUUCUUCCCGGAGGUACGGGGAGAAAUAUCAGACAUUUGCCAUGCGUUUCUAGGAAGAGCGGAGAAACGGGAAUUUGCAUGUUCGCGUUCACAUGCGCCAAGGCGAACGGAACUCAUUUGGGGACCUGUAUAGAUCGUUUCUACUUCGGAAGUUGCUGUAAGAUAGACGGGGAGCCGGACAUCUACCCUCACGAUAACACGAUCGAAGAUGACCCGGGAAAACCGUUCCACGCGAAACCAGGACCCGUGGAGACGAAUAAUAUUCCAGAGUACUCGCCGAUUACUAUGAAGACGACGCUCCGAGAUACCGACGCGCCCACCUGGACCACGCAUACGUUGAUGACUACUCAAAAGCCGGUGAAAAUCGCCGAAAAACCACUUACCCUAGCUACAACAAUUGCGCCGGUUUCAAAACCGGUCAGAAUCACCCAAAAUUCUACCAACAAAUACUCGACGAGGCCCUCGAUCGAAUCCACUACGGAGUCCGUCGGGCUAUCGACCUUUCAGACCGUCCAAAAUAACCCGACGAAAACUACGACGUUCCCACGACCUUCUUCCGCUGGGACUACCAAGAUCCCGCAGAGAAUUUCGACGACAACGGUGGCAACGAGCACUCAGAGGACGAAACCUCGUCCUACCGUCAACAAGGUGACUACGACGGUCAAGCCAAACCUGAAACCGAACACACAGAAUACGACGAAGACCGAGGUGAAACCGGUGACCAGACCGACGGUGAACAAACCCUCGAGUGUAAAACCAACCCCUUCGAGCGAAGGAGCCACACCGAGCAAGACUAGGAUUACAACCGUGAAACCCAUCUUAACGACUACGACUAGACGGUCGCCUAUUGCGACGAGAUUUCCGCCCAGAAACGCAACUACGACGACAGUUACCACGACCGUUUUGACUACCACGACCUCCAGACCCACAAGACCCACUACCAACAGGAGACCCACUCCGACGACUAAUAAAAAACCUGUUACACCACCGGUGAAAAAAGUCACCACGACAACGAUAUCGACGAUAACGAAAACCACAACGACAACUCUGAGACCACCGGUUAAAGACCGGCCGGUGUCUUCGACGGUAGGCGUCACAGUUGCGAGCAAACCGGCGACAAAUUCAAUCGCCCAAACUAAUAAACCAACACCUACGAGGGCGCCGACCACACCAAGUACUCCGAGCAGUAGCCAAAAACCUGCAACAGCUGGACAGCGACCCACAGUUACCGCUGUGGAAAAGCCUCCGGUAACAAACGUACCGGUGGUUAUCAGGAAUACAACAAAACAGCCCCCAACGCAGUCCGGAAAACCGACUACCGUUGCUACGACUUCCAGCGUUUUCGCAGAGUCGAGUCAACCCGUGCCCACAACUUUGAACACACCGACCGCUAGACCAAAACCAAUUGUUACUCAGGCACCGGUCGAGAAGACCACACCAAGUACGACGACGACAACUACUAGUACUACUACUACUACGACUAGUACCACCACUACUCCGGCUCCAGUUCCUACGAGACCAGCUUCAGUUUCGCCCGAGUCAGUCCCAACUUCUCCAAAAUUGCCUGAUGUCAGUGUGUCGACAAUCAGUAACGAGGUCAUUUCUGUUGAUGACCCGAGCAAUGACAAUCAAGUUUUUGAUACCAACAAAGUAGAUUCUACUACCUAUUCGCCUGGUCUGGUAACCUGGACGUCGAAUUCAGACGAUGCGACCACCAAGUCUUCCGUUACUCCGACCAGCACGUCCGAAUUGGAAGAACCAACCAACACGGAAUGGACUCCCAUAACGACUCCGGAUGGCUGGAUUCUGAUCAAUUCACCGCCAUCGACGAGUAACGACGAUAAAAAUGAGGAAGAUCCGUCGAUGAGGCCAAUCACGAAGCCGACAACCGAAUCCACUAUUUCUGGUGAUCCAAUAACAGUUCCUAGUUCAACGACGGAAAAAUCAACGGUAAGACCUUCUCUGCCGACAGUGGCUACGAUGCCUUCGACCACCGACAACUUCAUACCGACAGCUGAACUGAACAUGUCUGAUUACAAGCAAGUGUGCGGAAGACGUCUCUUUCCGGAGUCCAGGAUCGUUGGCGGCGCUCGAAGUUCAUUUGGGAAGUGGCCCUGGCAGAUAUCGUUACGACAGUGGCGGACCUCGACUUACCUCCACAAGUGUGGAGCUGCCCUGCUCAAUGAAAAUUGGGCAAUAACGGCGGCUCAUUGCGUUGAAAACGUACCUCCAAGUGAUCUGUUGCUCCGCCUGGGCGAACAUGACCUAGCGAGCGAAGACGAGCCUUACGGUUUCCAGGAGAGACGUGUCCAGAUAGUGGCGAGCCAUCCCCAGUUUGAUCCUCGUACGUUCGAGUACGAUUUGGCUCUUCUCCGUUUCUACGAACCCCUUUUACCCUUCCAGCCAAACACUCUUCCAAUUUGUUUGCCGGACGAUGACGCCAAUUACGUGGGAUUGACCGCCCAUGUCACCGGCUGGGGUCGACUUUACGAAGAUGGACCACUUCCGUCGGUAUUGCAAGAAGUCCCGGUACCCGUGAUCAACAACACCGUUUGCGAGGCGAUGUAUAGAAGUGCAGGUUACAUCGAGCACAUACCAAAGAUAUUUAUUUGCGCUGGAUGGAGAAAAGGAGGUUUCGACUCUUGCGAGGGUGACAGCGGAGGGCCUUUGGUUAUUCAAAGGCCGCGAGACAAGCGAUGGAUUCUAGCGGGAGUCAUCAGUUGGGGUAUCGGCUGUGCGGAACCGAAUCAGCCCGGCGUUUAUACGCGAAUAUCCGAAUUUCGGGAAUGGAUAAACCAGAUUCUCCAAUUCUAAAUGGAAACGGAUAUUCCCAACGUCGUUGAGAAGUCAUAGGAUCGAUCGACCACGACUAAUUGUUGGAAAUAAAGAAAAGAGAAAAACAAAUGCGCCAAAUGAUCGCGUUCCAUUGAAGUUUGUGUCGACGUUCAUGAUAAUCCUGAAGGAUUCCGAAGGAGUCCGAGAAACAGGUUCGAAAAGUGAAUUUUAAUAUGAGUUUUUUGAUGAAAA
Messenger RNA from Athalia rosae (coleseed sawfly), 3883 nucleotides. RefSeq names its product serine proteinase stubble (gene Np). The coding region runs from base 767 to 3670 and encodes 967 amino acids. NCBI's taxonomy places the organism in Eukaryota, Metazoa, Arthropoda, Insecta, Hymenoptera, Athaliidae. Gene Ontology annotation, molecular function: serine-type endopeptidase activity. The record is from RefSeq and is a predicted model, not a curated record. Gene Ontology annotation, biological process: proteolysis. The transcript is spliced from 10 exons.